Caenorhabditis remanei is the source of this 561-nucleotide messenger RNA. RefSeq lists its product as uncharacterized. Bases 1 to 561 code for a protein of 186 amino acids. The transcript is spliced from 7 exons. Gene Ontology annotation, molecular function: sphingosine-1-phosphate phosphatase activity. NCBI's taxonomy places the organism in Eukaryota, Metazoa, Nematoda, Chromadorea, Rhabditida, Rhabditidae. The record is from RefSeq and is a predicted model, not a curated record.
AUGGAGAGAUUGAUUCAUUGGGGAAUCGGUGCCGACGAAAAGUAUUCGAAACUACUCUACGAAAAGAACAAGUAUGAAACAGCGUGUACAUGGAUUGAAUGGCUGAUUCACGGGUUUCCAUGGUUCGUUGUCGCCGCUCUUGGAUUGAUCGUGGCAUAUGGCAAAAAUUUUGAUGAAAUGACACAGUAUGGUUUGGUAGUUUUAAACAUAGGGCUGUAUUUCGAUCUGAUCUUCAUUGCUGUCAUCAAAUUCUACAUUCAUCGGGACCGGCCACUGAAGACUUAUUCGAAGUAUAUUGAAUACACCGUCGACAUCUACUCCUUCCCAUCCGGUCAUUCUUCUCGAGCCGCUAUGCUCAUUGUCAUGCUAUAUAAUUUCUCUCCAAUGUCUGCCGUGCCGUUCAUUCCGUUGCCGUUGAUUGUUGGGCUGUCAAGAGUUGCUUUGGGCCGACAUUAUAUCACAGAUGUUCUUGCUGGAAUUGUCAUCGGAUUCAUGGAAGGUCGACUCAUGCUCACUAUCCCAUAUGCAGUCAACACUGUGUUUCGCGAAUUACUCAAAUGA